UGUCUAGGACUCACUCUCUCUCUCUCUCGUUCAUUGGUGUGUUAGCCUACUCUGUGCCCGGCAUGCCUGUGGGAAGGGACACUUCUCCACCCGGAAGGAAAUUAAAUGACCAACAUGCGUAGAUUUGGAAUAAGCACAUCCGACACUCAUCCAGCUGCUGCCGCCGCUGCUAGCUCGCUAGGUAGCUAGGUAGCUAGCUGCCUUGGCUCCUCGGUGGGAAGCAGAGCUAACCGUGGCUAGCAGCUGUUCACCUCCAAAUCCUGGAAGUUGAGCAUUACCGGGACCUGUCUUGACUGCUCGGCCAGCUAGUAGCUUGUUGUUUGUGUGUUGCUGUGUGUGUUAGUGUGUGUUUAACGUGAAGUGGAAAAACAUGGAGCUGUUCCAAGCCAAGGACGAAUACAUUCUCCAGAGCGGGGACCGGGCUCUGUGGUGCAGCCGGAAAGAUGGGACCAUGGCGCUGAGACCUGCCACAGACCUGCUGUUGGCUUGGAAUCCGGUGUGUCUGGGUUUGGUGGAAGGUGUCAUUGGAAAGAUACAGCUUCACACAGAUCUUCCUCUCGGCCUCGUACUAAUCCGCCAGAAAGCGCUGGUGGGCCAUUUACCCGGCAACCAUAAAGUCUACAAGAUCACCAAGAUAGCUGUCAUUCCUCUGUCUGACGAAGAGCCCCAGGAGCUGGAGCUGGAGCCGUGCAAGAAGCAUCACUUUGGAAUCGACAAACCAGAGAGACUGGCCCCGUCUCCUGACGAGUCCAAGUUUCUGAUGAAAACCUUGAGUCAGAUCAAAUCUAAUGUGGCUGUGCCCAUCAAGAAAAAGUAUUCCCCUGCCUUCCAGGUGAAGGAGAACAAAGAGAAGGAGCGACUGGAGAGGCGGCUGCUGGAUGAGCUGUACAAGGUGUUCAUGGACUCUGACUCCUUCUACUACAGCGUGACCUACGACCUGACAAACACGGUGCAGCGUCAAGGAGACUCGGAAAAGACCGGCUUACCCCUAUGGAAGCAGGUGGAUGACCGUUUCUUCUGGAAUAAACACAUGAUCCAGGACCUUAUUGACCUUCAGGUCCCAGAUAUCGACUUCUGGGUGGUACCAAUCAUCCAGGGAUUUGUACAAGUGGAGGAACUGGUGGUGAACUACAAUGAGACAUCGGACGAGGAGAGGAGCAGCCCUGAGACACCGCCACAGGAGGUCACCUGUGUUGAUGACAUCCAUCCUCGCUUCACUGUGGCACUGAUCUCCAGACGUAGCCGCCACCGUGCAGGGAUGCGGUACAAACGCAGGGGAGUGGAUACAGAUGGCCAUGUGGCUAAUUAUGUGGAGACAGAGCAGUUGAUCCACGUGCACAGUCACACUCUGUCCUUUGUGCAGUCUCGUGGCUCUGUGCCCGUCUUCUGGAGCCAGGCGGGGUACCGCUACAAUCCCCGGCCACGCUUAGAGAAAGGAGAGAAGGAGACUAUGUCUUACUUCGCCGAUCACUUUGACGAACAGCUUAAACUCUACCAGAAACAGGUGAUUAUUAACUUAGUGGAUCAAACUGGACGAGAGAAGGUGAUUGGAGACGGGUAUCUAAAGCAAGUCCUGCUCUACAACAACCCAAACCUCACAUAUGUUUCAUUUGACUUCCAUGAGCACUGCCGGGGCAUGAGGUUUGAGAAUGUGCAAAUAUUGACCGACGCAAUUUCUGAUCUCAUCACUGACAUGAAAUGGGCCUGGGUCGACCAAGCAGGAGUCAUCUGCAAGCAGGAGGGAAUCUUCCGAGUCAACUGUAUGGACUGUCUGGACAGGACCAAUGUGGUUCAGGCGGCCGUUGCUCGGGCAGUGAUGGAACAACAGCUGAAGAAACUGGGUGUGAUGCCUCCAGAGCAGCCUCUACCUGUCAAGUGUUACAGGAUUUAUCAGAUCAUGUGGGCCAACAACGGAGACACCAUCAGCAGACAGUACGCGGGAACAGCAGCGCUCAAGGGAGAUUUCACCAGGACGGGGGAGAGAAGACUGGCUGGCGUGAUGAAGGAUGGCGUGAACUCAGCCAACCGCUACUAUCUGAACCGUUUCAGGGAUGCUUACAGACAAGCUGUCAUUGACCUAAUGAUGGGCCUGCCAGUGACCGAGGACUUGUACUCCAUCUUCAGUAAAGAGAAGGAGCAUGAGGAGAAGGAGCAAGAGAGCCAAAGAGGAGCUCAGGAGCAGGUCAGCCUCCUGCUGCAGACCUACAUGCAGCUUCUUCUGCCAGAUGAUGAGAAGUUUCAUGGUGGUUGGGCUCUCAUCAACUGUGACAUGAGCCUCAUCGAUGCGAACAACAAAGAUGUGGAUGUGCUGUUGCUUCUGUCUGACAAAGCCUACUACAUUGCUUAUUAUGACGAAGAAGCAGAUAAAGUCAACCAAUACCAGCGCCUGAAUUUAGAGGGUUUGGAAAAGAUUGAAAUUGGUCCUGAGCCUACUCUGUUUGGGAAGCCAAAGUUCUGCUGUAUGCGUUUGCAUUUCAGGAAUGAAGAGUCGAGUGGAUACUUCCACACGCUGAGGGCAGCAGCACGAAAUCCUGAGGAUGAUGGAAAAGAUACAUUGCAAUGCAUAGCUGAGAUGCUGUGCAUAACAAAACAGGCCACAGGGUUGGACAUGCUAGUGGUUGAAAAGAGGCUUGAGAGGCGACAGAGUCGACCUCAUGAGGAUAUAAUGGGGAUCCAGAACAAACCAGCUGAUCAGGUCCAGGGUAGCUCGGGUUUGGCACAAGGCAAAACUUUCCUCCUGAACAAAAUCUCCUCUCUCAAUCAGAAAGUCAAACAGACCAAGACAAAUGUAAACAUUGGCACCUUCAAGCCCCUCGGAAAGCUGGGCACCUUCUCGAAGCCUGACGUUAAAGUCAAUUUCCUAAAACCAAAUAUGCAUGUGAACCUGUGGAAGUCGGACAGCAGUUUGGAAACAUCAGAUAACAACCCUGGCAAAGACAUCGCAGACGAGCACUCUGAAAUCUCAGAUGACUCAGACUCCUAUAACUCUGACCCAGAGCACCCGUGUUCUGGUUCCUUAGAAAACGUGGACUAUGUUCUGCCCAGCUGUGGCAUUGUAGCAACAAACCCACGACUGGGCAGCCGCUCUCAGUCUAUUGGUAGCGUGGAGCUAAAUGUCCCCUCUGUUAUCCGGGUCACUGGCUGUGAGGGAACGCAGGAAAGCUCCCCUCAAUUAAGCGAUGACAAGUCUCCAGGUUCCGCCUCAGUGGCUGAAGAAGCCAUCUUGAUUGACUUUGGUACUCCCAUUGAUGCCUACUGCCACCAGUUUGUCCAGGAUGCACAGACCAAACCGGUCGAGGUGUUUGGAGAGAAUCCACCAGCGUCUGUAACAAACUGUACUAAAAAGAACCCGGCAAACUCCGACAAACAACCAGGCUCUGAGCCGCCCGUUCAGGAGGAAGAGCCCCAGCUCCCCAGGCCAUCUCAGCUCGACGUCCAGUCCACUACCUCCAAUUCCAACCUCCUCAGCGUCCAGAAGCCCAGCUCAGCGGCCUCAGGCGGCUCUCAGAGGAGUCUCAGCUCACAGUUGGAAGGCAGCCUCGGCCCUUCGCCUGCAGACAGCAACGGCAGCCGAGUGGUGUCCCCCUUUGCCAAGAUCAAGAGCUCCAUGGUCCAGGUGGCCAGCCUCACCCAGGCGGGACUCACCCAAGGCAUCAACUUUGCGGUGGCAAAGGUGCAGAAGAGCCCCGAGCCAGAUGCUGUCAACGAGGCCCAGGAGAACGAGCUGAAGGCAAUGUUUACACAGUGCCAGACCAGGAUCAUUCAGAUCUAGUGCUUUCCUUGUAGCAGUACGACACAUUGAUACUUCCUCUAUGGAAGUAGUAGCAAAAGCUUGCACAUAGCGUCACUACUCAGUCAAGAUAUGCACUCUUAAACUUACCCUUUAGUUUAAAAUGCCCAUAAUAAUGAUGACUCUUGUACAGCAUUAACAAUUUACAGAGAUAUACAUACACUCCACAUGACAGUGACCAUGUUUACAGGUACAUAAAUAUGGAUCCCGUUAAGCUCUUGUCUCUUCUGCAGUGGAAUCUUACACAUGAUGUUAAUGUCUCGGUGUAAGUAUCUAGAAGCUAAGCUCGGUAUAACAUUGCAUAAAGUAAAUGUUAAAAUAUUUGGGAAGGGUGUUAUAAUUCCCAUGUGUUAUGCACAGUAACAUGCAUUUAAAAUGAGUGCAUAUGCAAAAUCAUGGAGAAAUACUGCUACUGCUGAAUUAAGUUGGUUAAUUAGUACUGUUUUCUUAUUAAGUUAUAAAGAUAUUGUUGUUAUUUUUACUCUAAGAAAGAAAUAACUGAUAAAUAAGAAGAAACAUUUAAGGUUUUUAAGAUGUUUUAAACUGAUGUACUUGCAGUUAUACCUAUUCUGUUUUUGUGCAUGUAAACAUGUCACUGUCUGUAGCAUUACGUUAUCACGCACAAUGCUCGUGCACGUGAGGUGAACGGUGACAGCUGAUUUUGACAGGGCAGGUAAACAUCAGCUGCAUGUUGAGCGACCAACUCUGACACGCACUGUACAUUCAUCCAGUACGUGCAGGUCGCUUGUUGGCGUUUGGUAUAUAGAGCUCGUCACACACGCGAUUUGCAGAAGUCGCUGUCGAAUCCGACCAAAAAUCUUUGUGUGGUUCCCAAAGGAAAACUCUGUGUAAACUGUAACCCAUUGUAUAGCUGUCAGAAACUAGCCAGACGACAUUCUGUACGUAGUUAUCCUAUGUAAUACCAAUGUUGUCAAGUGUAACUUACAAGAUAUACCAUUAUAGAAAUAAUGACUUCACAAGCCCUUAGUAAGUAAGAGCGUUCUGGUUAAUGAUAUGUACAGUGAAUAUUGUAUGUUUAACUGUUCCCUCGGUAGAGCCCCUUCCCUUAAGCUUUUUGUACAUGUUAGGGGGGCAGCUUCACAUAUUCAGAGCGUUACGAGCAUUAUAUUUUGAAAAGAACGCCCAGUACUGUCAUCGCUAACCACAAGUAACCAGAAACCUGCUGGUUGGAGUUGUUUUUGAUAGAUUGAUAUAUUGAAAGAACUAUUCUGAAAAUGGUUGUACUGAUUAAUGAGGGUGUGUUUGAACCGAGUCCUCAGCCACCGUUGUAAACUGACGUCGCAUAUUUUGGAAAAGAGACAGGAGAGUAGCAUAUAGUAAUAUAGGUAAUAGAUUCACCCAAUUAUUAGAAACACUGACGCUUAUGCACUCCUCCGAACUGAGAGCAUAUUUGCCUUAAUAGGGAAUAGAAGCAAGAUUAUGUAUAUCAGGUAUUUAUGGCAAAAUCUACCUUUUUAAAUCCAUUCUUCACACACGUUACAUUUUGGUGUACUGUAUAAAUCCUCAUCUUCAGGGUUACUGUAAGUCAUCCAAUCUUAAUCUUGGGAUAUUUCAUCCACUGGCACAUGCGUUCUCCGCAAGCGGGUUUAAGAGAUGAUGUUUGUAUGAGUGCGUAUAUCCUGUACAGUGUGUGAGAGUGUGUUUGAGCCUCCCUGCUGCUGCUGGUGUUUAGGAUUGCUUGCCUUUGAGCUCUAGUUAUAUUUAUGUGCUACAAAGCUGUAGACAUUGUUAUACAUUGUUGUAUUUUCACUAACUUCUUAACGUGAAGUUACGCCUCAUUAGGAACCUGUUAAACUUUAAAGUUGUCCGAAUCUCAUGCUCCUCUUCAUCCCACUGUUGCAUAUAUUUUGUCAUUGUCUCCUAAAUGAGCUGAAAAAUCCCAACAUAACUGUUAAUGUUUCAUAUUUUGUGUUAUAUUUGCCUCUUCUCUCCAUUCGUCAUGCUCACCAGCAGAUGAGAUGUGGAACAAGUGUAUAUUUUAUUGGACUUUACUUGUGAGACAGUAGCCUCGGCGGCUUAGUGGGUGCUAGAUUAUAUAGUUAUUGAACCUGCUGAUAGUGCGUUGUGCUGCCAAAGCUUAAAGGUGAUGGCUGUAAUUCAAAGUUCUAACGCAGAGGGUAAAAGGUGUACUUUCCUUCAGGAUGCAAACACUGGAGUAGUUUUCAAGUUAUUCUGAACGGAGCAGAAAUCCUCAACAUUCCUUAGAGACCGAAAUGCCUCCGCGCUGGUGUCUGGUGUUUAUAUGCAAAAGCUGACAAAGUUAAGAUUUAAUCCUGUAUUUGCUGGGUGAGAUUUUUGGUUCCUCAUACCAUUUGUUUGUUUUUAUACCAAGUGCUUUUCCAACCACCUCCUCAUUUGUCAUCUGUGGUUGUCCUCCCCUCCGUUAGACCAUAUGACUAGAGGUCUUAAAAGCAUUUGAUUUGCACUGUUUGAACACAUUUUCUAAGUGUUGGCACCAUUUCAUCAGAAUGUCUUUGGUCAUUGUCUUUCAUCUUUACCAACUGACUGUUGUCAUUAAUUUCCACAGUGUACUGAGAUUGAA
Limanda limanda (common dab) is the source of this 6353-nucleotide messenger RNA. It is a transcript of the gene inpp5f, whose product is annotated as inositol polyphosphate-5-phosphatase F. The transcript is spliced from 20 exons. The record is from RefSeq and is a predicted model, not a curated record. Lineage: Eukaryota; Metazoa; Chordata; Actinopteri; Pleuronectiformes; Pleuronectidae. Gene Ontology annotation, biological process: regulation of endocytic recycling; phosphatidylinositol dephosphorylation. Gene Ontology annotation, cellular component: clathrin-coated endocytic vesicle; early endosome. Gene Ontology annotation, molecular function: phosphatidylinositol-4-phosphate phosphatase activity. The coding region runs from base 371 to 3772 and encodes 1133 amino acids.